CUCUCAUUUCAUUUUAUUAUAGAGAGAGAAAACCAGUUAAGAGAGAGAGAGAGAGAGAGAGAGAGUUCUAGCAGGUUUUCACCGGAGAAGUUAUCGGCAAAUUGAAUUAUCGGCGACGAAGCCCGACCCGGUGCGGAGUUCCGGGUGGUUUGUUUUGUUUGGGAAAAAAUAAGGAUUCGGUUUUCGGGUAUGGGCAUUUCUUGGGACGACGUCGUGUUGAUCAACCAAGGGAAGAAACCGGGCGACCCGUCCGUCAUCACGGUGAACUGCCCCGACAAGGCCGGACUCGGGUGCGACCUCUGCCGAAUCGUAGUCGAAUUCGGACUCUGCAUCACCAAAGGAGAUUUUUGUACUGAUGGUAACUGGUGUUACAUAGUAUUGUGGACUGUUCCACAAUCAAGCUCAUUGACGAUUGAUUGGGAGAGCUUGAAAAGCCGGCUAUUCUCUGCGUGCCCUUCAUGUUUGAUGUCAUUUUAUUUCAAUCAACAGUCCAGCCGUUCACCACAUUCGACAAUUUACAUGUUGACGGUCUUUUGCUUGGACCGGAAAGGAUUGUUACAUGAUGUUACAAAAGCGCUCUGUCAGCUUGAGCUUGCAAUUCAAAGAGUGAAAGUGAUGACAACCCCAGAUGGCAAGGUCUUGGAUCUCUUCUUCAUCACGGAUAGCAUGGAUCUGUUACAUACAAAAGAGAGACAAUCGGAUACGCGUGAACAUCUUAGUGAUGUUUUAGGAGAGGAUUGCAUCUGUUGUGAACUUCAGCCUGCAGGGCCUGAAUAUGAAGGUCAGCAAGGGUUCUCAUCUCUUUCAGAAGCAGUUGCAGAAGAAUUAUUUAGUUCUGAGCUGUCUAAUAAGAAAGCAUGUUCACAAGCUCUAAGCCCCGAUAUGAAAAAAGUAAAGACGACGAAUGUCACAAUAGAUAAUUUUAUGAGCCCGGCUCAUACCUUGCUUCAAAUACAAUGUGUUGAUCAAAAGAACGUCGUCUAUGACAUUUUGAGGACUUCAAAGGACUGCAAUAUUCAGAUUGCUUAUGGAAGAAUAUCACCAAGUUUGGAAGGCAGCAGGAAUGUGGAUCUAUUUAUACAGAAAACAGAUGAAAAAAUUCUAGAGUCUGAUCAUCAGAUUACACUAUGUUCUCGUUUAAAGGAGGAGAUGCUUCACCCAUUGCGAGUUACAAUUGCCAACCGUGGCCCAGAUACCGAACUCUUGGUUGCUAAUCCAGUCGAGUUAUCUGGAAAGGGAAGGCCUCGUGUUUUCUAUGAUGUUACUUUCUCAUUAAAGAUGCUUGGUAUAUGUGUCUUUUCGGCUGAAAUUGGAAGGUAUUCAACAUCAAAUCGCGAGUGGGAAGUGUACAGAUUCCUUUUGGAUGAAAGCCGGGACUUUCCAUUAGCAAGUAGUCGAGCUAGAAAUGAGAUCGUGGACAGAGUGAGAAGAACUCUUAUGGGCUGGUGAGCCAUUACAUUCCUUGCAUUGGUCAUCAAGAAAAGGAAAUUUCCCGUCUCCCUCUGCUGAUAAUCAUGUCCGUCUUGCUAUUGAGAAGAACCCGCGUCUCAGGGACAUCAUCGCAAAUCUGUGGCCAACCAUGAGGCUUGUCAGUGUAAAAUAUGGGUUCUUUGGGUUAAAAAAUAUCCGUAGUCCAUGCAUUUAUUUACAUGCUUUUAGAUUUUGUUAAUCUCAGUUCUUGGGGAAGUUUGUCGGUGAUGAGCAUUACAUACUCGUGUUAGACGAUGUUCAUUCUUUUAUCUAUCAAAUUAGGUGAAGUGGUUGAAAUUCGUGGUAAAAUGUGUCUAGUGAUUUGGUUUCUAUGAAGAGAAAUUCAUGCUUGAGCUAUUCCGGAUAGUGGAGGAUGUUGUUGUGAAGAAAUAUUUGCAGGCGCAGUUUACUCCAACCUCUUUCGUCCGGUUUAGGACACAAUAAUAUUUGAUUUUUCGCUUUUUAACC
This is a messenger RNA of Camellia sinensis, 1938 nucleotides long. It is a transcript of the gene ACR9, whose product is annotated as ACT domain-containing protein. The record is from RefSeq and is a predicted model, not a curated record. NCBI's taxonomy places the organism in Eukaryota, Viridiplantae, Streptophyta, Magnoliopsida, Ericales, Theaceae.